AUGGCGAAUUCAUCUUCUUUCCCAACUCGAGAAGACAAAGAAAAGAUAUUUCGAAUGAUGUUCGAAGCACAAAAUAAGUUUAGACAAGCUUGUUGUCUAUGGUCUGAAAAGAAGAAAUACAAGAGAACUACGUCAGAUUGUGAGCAUAUAAAAGGAGAUGUGAUUCUGGAAAAUAAUGUGGAUGCUAUAAGUUUUCAGUCACUUCUAGAUAUUCGUGAAAUUCAAGGGAGCCUUGUCUUACGGAAUACGACAAUCCUCGAAUUCGGACUUCCUUUACUUGAAAGAAUUGGAUUUGAUGAUAGAGAUAAAUCCCGUUCGAAAGCAUCAUUGAUAAUUGAGAAUAAUAAGUAUUUGACCCAUUUGAGAAUCAGGAAACUUGUAGAAAUUGUGAAGCAUUCAUCUCAAAAACACGCAAUUGUGGAGAACAAUCCAAACUUAAAAAUAGAUGCAAAACAAUACGAAAUAUUCAAAAAAGCAGCGAAUGGAAGCCUGGAUUUUGAGCAUUUCAAUCCUCCCUGGCGUAGAUAUAUUCGUGGAAUUACUUAUGAAUUAUGGCCAUAUUUUCUAUUCGGAUUCAUGAUUAUCAUCGUAUUCACUCAUCAUUUCAUCAUGCUGGAAAGAAAAGAUAAAGAAAUGAUUGAUUGUUUAAACAAGAUGAGAGACUCUACUAUCGCGGCUGAGCUAUUGAUCCAGACUCCGAUGGAUGUCACUCUUGCGUUCGACAUGGAUGUCCUUCACUUGUGUACAGAUCAGACUGAACUCAUUAAGAAAAUUGAAAAAUUAUUGAAUGAGAACAUGCCGGCAUUCAAAGGAGCGAGUUCUGAAGUAGUCUCAAAUAAGGAAUGA
Caenorhabditis remanei is the source of this 846-nucleotide messenger RNA. RefSeq lists its product as uncharacterized. The record is from RefSeq and is a predicted model, not a curated record. Bases 1 to 846 code for a protein of 281 amino acids. The transcript has 7 exons. NCBI's taxonomy places the organism in Eukaryota, Metazoa, Nematoda, Chromadorea, Rhabditida, Rhabditidae.